GGAAGAAAGGAGGAAGAGAAAGAGGGAUUGGAUCUGAUCAGGAAGAGAAAGAGAGAAAGAGAGAAGAAGAAGAAGAAGAUGGGAGGAGGAAUGGAAGCAAACAAGAACAAAUUCAUAGAGGAUUGGGGCACUGCCAGAGAGAAUCUGGAAUUGAAUUUCCGUUGGACUCGCCGCAAUCUCGCCCUUGUUGGCAUCUUCGGCAUCGCCAUUCCCGUCCUUGUCUACAAGGGCAUUGUCCGUGAAUUCCAUAUGCAAGAUGAAGAUAAUGGUAGGCCGUACAGGAAGUUCAUGUGAGAGUGUGGAGGUUGGUUUUUGUAAUAAUUGGGGGUUAUAAAAGUUAGACCUUGAUACGAGGCUACAGACAUGUGUUUUCUUCUUAAUUGGCAAAGGCUUGCCUCCUUAAGUACGGUAAACCUAUUAAACCUCUCCAUGUUCGGUGGUUCUCAUUUGAAAUUUCUGUUAUGCUGUUAACUCGUUACCAUGCUUCACAAUUUAUAAUAUCAUGAACAUACCUCAAA
Vigna angularis (adzuki bean) is the source of this 518-nucleotide messenger RNA. RefSeq lists its product as uncharacterized. The coding region runs from base 79 to 294 and encodes 71 amino acids. The transcript is spliced from 2 exons. NCBI's taxonomy places the organism in Eukaryota, Viridiplantae, Streptophyta, Magnoliopsida, Fabales, Fabaceae. The record is from RefSeq and is a predicted model, not a curated record.